AUGCCUCGAUCAAUUGCGAAGCUGUUCGAUCCCAUUCGGUGGCAACAGGAGCCAGUUGUUGAUAAUGAAGAGGUUGUGCCUGGAGAGAGGACAUCUGGAGAGAAUCAAGAUCUAGGCAGAGAAGAGAAUGGAAGUGAAGAGGAUGAGAUCCAACAAGUUGAGACGCAAAGCGACGACGGAAAUUACUCUCCUCCCUCUGGAACCCCUGAAACCGAAGUAGAAACACCUGCAUCACAGCCGCAAGAUGUUGAGGAUGACAUGGAUACUGAUAUGCAAUAAACGGAGAUGAAAAAAAUGUUGAAAUCAGUUCCAACUCCUGUACUCCUGCUUGUCGCAAGUGCGUGUAUUUCGAGAUUAUCAAACACAGAGUUUGACCGACUACUGUCUUCUCAAACAGACAGUAUGGCUCAUGAGGCUAGAAAACUUUGGGAAUACACAAGGAACAACUUUUCGACGCACACAUAUUGUAACCUAUGUGGGAAGGUUUUGGGCCAUAUCAACAGAUGUAACAUCUGCGCAAACGCUCCAGUUGCCACUUUCAUUCGUAUCGGUGGAUUUUCUCAAAUUCGAGAACUUGUUGAUUCCCAUUUAAAUGAAAUUCUCCAAAUUCGUGAAGAGUUGAAAUCUGGGAGAAAUGUAGAUCAUGUUCUCGGGAGUCCUUUCUUUUCAAGAGGCUGGGCCAAUGAAUCGAAACAUCAUCUUCACUUGUCCACACUACUUUCGAUUGAUGGCGUCCACAUUCCUGGAAACAAUAAUAAGCUGUGGCCUGUCAGUCUUCUCCUGUGUGAUCUCCCAAUUGGUCUCAUGCAAAAGUCUACGCAUGUAAUUCUCGAAGGAAUUGUUGAAUGUUCAGAUACCCCGUCCACUGCUCUGUGGAACGCACUGAUUCCGAUGUUUAUGACUGAUAUUGAGCACCAUAUUGGGAGAGUUAAGAAUAUCACAUUUUCCUGUAGAAUUACAACUAUUAGUGCGGAUCAGCCGGCUAAACGAGCAUUCUUUGGAUUUCGCCAUCAUUCUGCAAAGUUGUCAUGCUUUUUUUGCCUUGCACCGGAGACGUAUUAUAAACACGAAGGACCAAAUAGGAAACUCUCACGACCCGGGCAUUUGACUAUCCAAGAUUCCAUUAAUGGCAGAAAUGGGUUUACAGAAAAGAAGUCGAUCAUUGUCAGGCACAUUUUCCCAUACGAGACACCCAUUGAUCUUUUGCACGAUCUGGGAGAGGGUAUCUGCGAGAAAUUUCAAGAUGAUAUUUUCGAAACGAAUCCCAAAUCGCUCCUAUCUCAUUUAUUUGCCAAUGAUGCCAAUCACUUCAAAAGUGUUAUUGGAAAUAUUGUAUUGCACUCAAAUUACAAAAACAUCGGAGCAUGCAGAAAUGGAACAGACAAAACGAAUUAUUUCAGAAUUGUACUUGGGUUAGCAGCGCUGGACUGUGAAUAUAUCGCACCGAAGGGGAGAGUAGUGGUAGUUGCACUGGCGAUGGUGGCCAAUAAAAUGUUCACGAACUCCAAAAGUUCUGGUCAAUUCGACACUCAUAUGUGUGCUGCGUUGAAAUAUAUUUUGAAUACGAUCAACUAUCUAAGUGACAAGAGAUAUACCACCAUUAAAGGACACGAGAUCAUCUAUCACUUGCCAGAAAUUAAUUCUCUGUUUUAGAACACUGGACCACUUUCCACUUUCAGUUUUGAGAGUUUUUACAAUUUCACUAUGUGUGGUUACUCUAGCUCUAUCACCCGAUAUUUUCUUCAGAAUGCAGCAACUAAAUUUCUGCUUCACGCUAACAUCCGAAGAGAAAUUGCUCGGAGAGCACCAACUGAUCGCUCACGGAAUAUGAGGGAGUUCCUAGCUGUCACUCCAGUUCCUAGCUGUCACUCCUUCAAAUAGAAAAAGCAAUGUUUGUGAAUCCUCAAGCACAGUUGUUCUCACUAGAAGCUGCUGUGAAAGCAGACGACGUCGUAGAACUACCUAAUCGCAAGUGGUUCAUGUUGUCAAAAGCUAUUGAUCCAGAGAAAGUGAGCCGUUGGACUGCUGAUACCUUCAAGGUUAAUGCACAAUCAUUAUGCACGCAUGUGUAUGACCAGCUGGAGCUUGUGGAUCCAUAUAUGGGCUGUUAUGGUAUCUCCGAAAACGCUACAAUCUACAUUCCAAUCGCACAACAGUUUUUCCAACGUUUCCGUGAGUUCGCUGUGGCGGGAUUUUCCAUGCUUGAUAAGGAAACAGUCAGGAACUACGUGGAAAGUCUUCUUCGGGAUAUGAUGAAAAACAAAUUGGACAGAGUGCGUCGUGUCUACAAACUCACACACGGGGAAGAUUCGAUUCGAGUGAAGACAAGAUGGAUGAAGGAGGAGCUAGCGAAGGAACACAGUGAUAUUUUUUUCCCGGAUGAGCUCAUUUUCGUCGAAAGUCCAGAAGGCUCGGCUGAUUUGGAAAACAUGGGGGAUUUGACGGAGAAGGCUGGCGGCGAGGGAACGUCUGGAGCCCCAGCUUCAUCAUGA
Messenger RNA from Caenorhabditis elegans, 2492 nucleotides. Lineage: Eukaryota; Metazoa; Nematoda; Chromadorea; Rhabditida; Rhabditidae. The record is from the annotation of a RefSeq genome assembly.